Messenger RNA from Carya illinoinensis, 1108 nucleotides. Its product is annotated as membrane protein PM19L-like. The record is from RefSeq and is a predicted model, not a curated record. The coding region runs from base 354 to 860 and encodes 168 amino acids. The transcript is spliced from 4 exons. Lineage: Eukaryota; Viridiplantae; Streptophyta; Magnoliopsida; Fagales; Juglandaceae.
ACUGCAGAUUGAAGAUCAAACAAACAAGCCCUGCCUGUUGGAUGAUAUGGUACUUAGUUUCAAAACCAGGAAAGUUGACAGGGAUUCUUUUCCCUUCCAUGACGCAAGCCCCACGAUGUAAAGAAAUUUAAGCCUUGUCUUUGAAUUAAAGAAUAAAGACCGUCCAUUUAACAAUGUAAAGAAAGGAAUAUACGAGGAAAAGUAAAUAUAUUGUGGGCCGCUGCCACUCCCAUCAGUCACUGUUUUCUGGCAAGAGAAAGAACUACUCCAAGCUUACAUAUACAUCUCUCCCCUCGGGCAGAAGGGUGACCCAGUUAGGCUUUUCUUUUCAAUUUUUUUAACAUCAGAAUUCCAUGGCAGCUUCUGGAGGAUCCAAAUCAGCAGCCUCAGUCCUCCUAAUAGUCAAUCUUGUUCUGUAUUUCAUUGCAACUGCGAUCGCUGUAUGGGCUAUAAAUCAUGGGAUUCAAAGAUCUCGCGAGACAGCAUCUGCUUUGUCUAUUUCGGCUCGCCUGUUUCCGAUAUAUUUGCCGAUGGGAAACACGGCGACCGGUUUCUUUGUGAUUUUCUCCCUCAUUGCCGGCGUUGUGGGCAUGGCCACCUCACUUGCUGGACUUAACGAUGUUGCUCAAUGGAAUGCGCCCAACUUACACGCAGCAGCAUCCUCUUCUCUUGCAACUUGGGCUCUCACUCUACUGGCCAUGGGAUUAGCAUGUAAAGAGAUUCAACUUGGUUGGACAGAUUCAAACCUGAGGAGUCUAGAAAUCAUGAUCAUAGUUGUGAGUGCGACACAAAUGUUUUGCUUGGGUGCUAUCCAAGUUGGAGUUGAAGAUGCUGUUGCACAGCAAAGAGGCUACCAUUGAAGACUCUGAGCUCCAGUCUGCGACAAUACUUAACUAUCUGGUGAUUCCCUUUCAGAAAAGUUACAUUUUCUGACUGUGGUUCUUGGGAUUGUAGUGAGGGUGAUUUCCUUCUUUGAUGUUUCAGAUGAGAGUUUCAAGUGCUGGUUUCAUGUCCAUUGUCUCUUUGGUCUUAAUUUUGAACCUUUAAGUCGUGUUCCCUUCAGAAAAGUUACAUUUUUUUAAUAUUAUAUUUAUUUUAAAAUUUGAAA